AUGGCCGACCUCUCGACCUGUCCUCCCCUGACCCGCUCCUCCGUCCAAAUCGCUCACAAGCGCAUCCAAAGCUACAUCCACCUCACGCCAACGUCAACAUGCGAGACGAUCAAUCACAUCGCUAGCACGGCCCAAGCAUCCCGCACUGACAGUCAGCCCGCUGGCGACGUAUCCUCAUGUACAGCGAAUCCGAAAGUGAAGCUAUUCUUCAAAUGCGAGAAUCAACAGCGGAUUGGAGCCUUCAAGGCGAGAGGCGCAUUUUAUGCGCUGGGACGGUUGAUUGAAGAGGAGGGAUUGGAGGAAGUCAAGAAGAAGGGAGUUGUGACGCAUAGUAGUGGUAACCACGCCCAAGCCCUCGCCCUCGCCGCCAGAACCCACGGCGUACCCGCCCACAUCGUCAUGCCAGGCAUAUCCACUCCGUCCAAGAUUGCCGGCACGCAAGCUCAAGGCGCGAAUGUGAUCUUUUCGGGUUCGACAAGUGAUGAGCGGGAAGCUGUGGUCGCGGAGCUAAUUGAGAAGACUGGAGCACGGUUGGUUCCGCCGUAUGAUCACCCGGAUAUCAUGCUUGGGCAAGGGACCCAGGCAUUGGAGUUGGAGAGUCAGGCGGAGGAGUUGAUUGCACAAAAUCCAGGACUGGGAGUAAAGGGGAAGAGGAGGUUAGAUGCGGUCAUUGCGCCGAUUGGAGGUGGAGGCAUGUUGAGUGGCAUUUGCACUGCGUUGCAAGGCACGGGAAUCAAAGUAUUUGGAGCGGAGCCAAAUUUUGAGGGAGCGAACGAUGCAGAGAUUGGACUGAAAGAGGGCAAGAGGGUGGAGAAGGUCAAGACGUUGACGAUAGCGGACGGGCUAAGGACGCCGGUCGGAGUUCAUCCAUGGGGUGUCAUCACAGACAAGAAGCAAUUGGAGGGGAUCUACAGUGUCAGCGAGGAGCAGAUCAAAGCGGCGUUGAAGCUGGCAAUGGAGAGGGCGAAGCUGUUCAUUGAGCCGAGUGCUGCGGUGCCGCUGGCGGUGAUGCUGUACAAUGAGGAGUUCCGCAAGCUGGUGGAGAAGGAAGCUGGAGAGGAAGGAUGGAAUGUUGGUAUCAUAUUGAGCGGAGGCAACACAACAGUGGAAGCUAUCGCAAAGCUGUUCGCUGCUCCGGCCAAGGUCGAAGAAAGGGCAGAGGGCAAAGUGGGUAUCAAUGGCGAGAGAACAGCGGAGAAUGUCGCAGGCUAG
Zymoseptoria tritici IPO323 is the source of this 1212-nucleotide messenger RNA. RefSeq lists its product as uncharacterized. Gene Ontology annotation, biological process: pyruvate biosynthetic process; L-serine metabolic process; D-serine biosynthetic process. Gene Ontology annotation, molecular function: pyridoxal phosphate binding; D-serine ammonia-lyase activity; threonine racemase activity. The coding region runs from base 1 to 1212 and encodes 403 amino acids. NCBI's taxonomy places the organism in Eukaryota, Fungi, Ascomycota, Dothideomycetes, Mycosphaerellales, Mycosphaerellaceae. The transcript has 2 exons. The record is from RefSeq and is a predicted model, not a curated record.